UAAAAGUGAAUAAUAAUUCAACAAUGGUAUAUUGUAUAGACCGUCGCAAUGGAGUCAAGUAAUAAUAACAUAACCAGAUUCGAUUCAUUUGAUUUUGACGUGGUGGUCAAUGGAAAACAUUGUGAAGAUGGCGAAAGUCCUGGCACUCCGCUUUCGUUUUCUAAAUUCGGGAUCGAUAACCGACAAGGGGCCGUCAGAACUUGCUUAGGAAAGAUACGGACUUUAGGAAGUCUUUCAGGCUUGGAAAGACUAUUUCUCAUAAGUUCCGGUGUAGGAAUGGGCACUGUCUUGGUUUUGCUGGUGGUAAAGAUGGCAUUGGUGACACCGAAAAGCACAGAAUUUGCAUUUUCACUGGUUCUGUCAUUUAAUAUCUUAUUCUGUCUGUAUUAUCUCAUACACGGCGUAUUUUGUGAGCGUCCUUAUGAAUUGACUGUCCUGGUCAUCGGCACCACAAUCGACUGGGUGUACCUGGCACUGAAUUACUGUUUUACGUCACAAGAUACGCUCAAACUGGUACGCCUUAUCAUAACAUCGCUUUUUGGAAUCGGAAUAAUUACAAUGGGCAUAAUUCUAAUACUAAAAUACCACCAGUCAAAGAAUCUGAUUUUUCGCACGGUCGGGGCAAAUGCAGAGUUACAAAAUAUGUGUCACGUGAUGUACGUGUAUAUUGGUGUCCUGAAAGCAGACCUCCAGGUGUCGGUAACGCUUGGUGUCCUCGAAUGUUACGAUUCCAACGGUCUGAUGUUGAAGGAUUAUUUACUUAUGCCUCUAGCACUUUUGGUUGGCAUCUUUACUUAUUUUACCGGCUACUUUAGUAUGAGGUUAGAAAGCAAAAAGAUGGCUAUUGCAUACAUCAUUUGUUGGAAUACUAUUCCAGUCUAUGUGUUGUAUUUGAUUGUACAGGCAUCGUUGGACUUAAUAAGAGGACGUGAUGAUGUUAAACUUGAAAAGGAAAUUUACGCAGUCUUAUUUGUUGCGUGUGCAACUUCCAUCAUUAUGAGGUCACUUUCACUUUACUGCGGGAUAAGAGCAUACAAAAACUUUGGGAAAGGUCUACGUCAAAAAGUUUUUGGAAAUUGCCAGUCAGCAUUUAGCAACGACGCACCUGUGUUUACCUUUUAAAUAUGAGAUGUUUACGUGGUAUGCAAGUGCAUUUCUUGUAUUGGUGACGCAUACGAAUAUGAGUUGAGUUCCAGAGUGUUUCAACUGUUGAAAUAAAUGCAUAUUUUGGAGAAUCUUCUAGUUCCAACCGCGUGGCGUUCCAUGGCAACCGCCACUGAGUACCUUCGUUCGGUGCUUUAACUUUAGUUGUUUACUUAACAAGCUUAUCGUUUUUCCUAUUUUUUAGACAAAUUGUGUCCCGUGUCUUCUCUCCUUUUUUUGCUCAAUAAAUUCUAAACACCAUAGAAGUAAAUAUGGCGGUAAAAUAAGAUGUGCAAUAUAGUAAAAAACAAAUAAAGGAUGUUUAUUUUCCCAUUUGUAUUUCAUUGAGACAUAGAAAACAUUGAAAAAUACAAAAUAAAAAAAAAUAUGUAAAGGUUUACAAGAGGUAAAAGUGAUACUUGUGCAACUGGCCAGUUUGAAUACAGGAGGGAAAUUAAAAUAGAAGGGAGGAGGAAGUAAAAUGGAGACGAGGGGAAACGGGAUCAGCAAAAGCGGCACCGGAAAGAUGAGAGGUGAAGGCGGUCGAGGCUCGGUUUGCUUCCUCAACAGAGAUGUAUUGGUGCAUAAUGCCGAUGGUGUGUACCAUUGCAUUGGCAAAUUUAAAUGUUUUACAAUCUCUUUCACAAAAUAAAAAUAAGAAGAG
This is a messenger RNA of Mya arenaria, 1807 nucleotides long. RefSeq lists its product as uncharacterized. The record is from RefSeq and is a predicted model, not a curated record. Bases 49 to 1122 code for a protein of 357 amino acids. The transcript has 8 exons. Lineage: Eukaryota; Metazoa; Mollusca; Bivalvia; Myida; Myidae.